ACAUGCAGGAUCAACAUAAGUAAAUAGAGUUCAAAUACAAAGAACAUAUAACCAUAUUGGUCAUCAUGUCUGCAUUGUUAAGCUCACUACUCAUUCUCUCAUUAUUCUCAACAGGAAUUUCACUAAGUUCAAACUACUAUGAAAAAACAUGCCCUAAUGCAGAAUCACUCAUCCGAAAAGCAGUGAGGGACGCCGCGACAAAUGACAAAAAAGUCCCUGCGGCAUUGCUUAGGAUGCACUUUCAUGACUGUUUCAUAAGGGGGUGUGACGCUUCGGUUUUGCUGGAUUCGAAGGGAAAAAACACUGCUGAAAAAGAUGGACCACCAAAUGUUUCUUUGCAUGCGUUUUACGUCAUCGACAAUGCUAAAAGUGCAGUUGAAUCUGCAUGCCCGGGAAUAGUUUCUUGUGCUGAUAUCUUAGCUUUAGCAGCAAGAGAUGCGGUUGUGCUGUCUGGAGGGCCAUCCUGGGUUGUACCUAAGGGAAGAAAAGAUGGAAGAACAUCACUAGCCAGUGAAACCAGACAACUCCCUGCUCCUACUUUCAACAUUUCUCAACUUCAACAAAGCUUUGCUCAAAGAGGUUUAUCUUUAAAAGAUCUUGUAGCACUUUCAGGUGGGCAUACUCUUGGUUUCUCCCAUUGCUCAUCAUUCAAAAACAGAAUCCACAACUUCAACUCCACAACUGAUGUUGACCCUUCAAUCAACCCUUCAUUUGCUGCAAGUUUAAAAAGCACUUGCCCAGCCACCAACAAUGCAAAGAAUGCAGGAGUUCCAAUGGAUCCUUCUUCUACAAGUUUUGAUAAUACAUACUACAAACUCCUCUUCCAACAAAAAACAUUAUUUUCUUCGGACAAAGCUUUGCUUGAUUCCCCAAAAACAAAAAAUAUUGCCGCAAAGUUUGCAAGCUCAAAAGGUGCAUUCACAAAGGCAUUUAUAAAGUCCAUGAUCAAGAUGAGUAGCAUUACAGGUGGUCAGGAGGUUAGGAAGAACUGUAAGGUGGUAAACUAGACAACCGCGUAUAUCAAAUUUCAAUUAACGUAUAUUAAGUACUUGGUGUCCAGUUCAGAAACGGUGAUAAGCUAGUUCUUUCUAGCAAGUUAAAACGGAGUCUUUGCAAGAAUGUGACAUGGUCAUAUAGAAUUAUACUGCAAAUAAACUUGAUAGAUUACAAGGG
Molecule: messenger RNA, 1173 nt
Organism: Helianthus annuus (common sunflower)
Lineage: Eukaryota; Viridiplantae; Streptophyta; Magnoliopsida; Asterales; Asteraceae
Product: peroxidase 64
Exons: 4
Coding region: 66-1007 (313 amino acids)
Biological process (GO): response to oxidative stress; hydrogen peroxide catabolic process
Cellular component (GO): plant-type cell wall; plasmodesma
Molecular function (GO): peroxidase activity; heme binding
Source: RefSeq, a predicted model, not a curated record